This is a messenger RNA of Agelaius phoeniceus (red-winged blackbird), 2653 nucleotides long. It is a transcript of the gene VAMP8, whose product is annotated as vesicle associated membrane protein 8. Gene Ontology annotation, cellular component: membrane. The record is from RefSeq and is a predicted model, not a curated record. Gene Ontology annotation, biological process: vesicle-mediated transport. NCBI's taxonomy places the organism in Eukaryota, Metazoa, Chordata, Aves, Passeriformes, Icteridae.
CCCGGGGGUCUCUCAGGGCAGGGACACCCACCUGGGCACGCAGCAGGGCGUAGUUCCACAGCGGCACGUGGGCGUUGCGCUUGCGGGGCCGGAACAGCCCGUCCACGGAGCUGGGGGACACGGGGGACAUUGUCACCGUCCCCAGCGCGCCACCAUUGCCACAGCCCUGGGGACACGCUGGGGACAGAGAGCCAGGCCUGGCAGCAGGACCUGUCCCACCAGGCGGGUGCACAGUGCCACAGGGAUGGCCCCUGGGGACACGGCGCCAUGGGGACCCAUGCCACCCCCUGAGCACCCAGCGCCACGGGGACCUUGGGGUCUGGGCCGCCCCACUGGGACCGUGGUGGCGCAAGGGACCCCACACGCUCUGCCACCCCAUGGGAACCCCAGCCCCAUGUCACCCCCCUGCUGCUCCUGGGAUCCCCCGUGUCCCCACAGCCCCGGUGCCCACCCGUAGCGGUCAGCGCCCAUCAGUGCCAGCUGGAAGCCCAGCAGCCCGUAGAGGUAGGAGUGGUUGUUCCAGGAGGUUUUGUCCAGCAGCAGCAGGUACCAGUAGGGGCACAGGAACGCCACGCAGCUCAGCCGGUAGCAGCAGCCCAGCAUGAUGCCCAGAGCCCCUGUGGGCACAGGGCCCCCGGUGUGUCCCCUGUCCCCUCCUGCCGCCUGUGCCCAGCCUCCCUCUGCUCCCCUGCCCGUCCAGUGCCCACCCCAGUGCCCGUCCCAGUGCCAGCCCUUGCCAUGGUUCCUGCCCACAUCUCAGCCCCGUUCCUGCCCCAGUGCCAUCCCCGUUCCUGCCCUAGUACCAACCACCCUGAUCCUAUCCCCAUCCCACCCCUCUUCCUGUCCCCAUACCACCCCCGUUCCUGCCGCCGUUCCCACCCCCGUUCCUCCCAUCCCGUUCCCCCCCGUUCCCCCGGUUUCCCCCGUGCCCGUACCCAGGAACAUGAUGGUGUAGAGCAGGUACAUCCAGUCCAGGGGCAGCGGCGCCAGGAAGGGCAGCAGGGGGAAGCGGCAAACCUCCAGCCCGUCCAGGUACCGCUGGUCCAGGUGGCCCAGCCCGCGCUCCUGCGGCACGUCCAGGGCCAUCAGCAGCCCUGGGGGCACGGGGGGCACUGGUCAGUGGUCACUCGGGCAGUGGUCACUCGGUCACUGACCGCUCCUCUCGCCCGGGCCAUGGCCGGACCUUUGCUCCGAUGCUGACGUGUCACGGCCGGACACCGCCGGCCCCCGGGGAUGGGGGACCCCCGGAUCGCGGCCCCUCUCCCCAUCCCCCGAGCCCCCCAAGGUCCCGGUGCUCCCGAGUCCCCCCGGAUUCCCGGUGCCCCCGGACCCCCAGCCUCCCUGUGCCCCCCGAGUCCCCGCGGAGCCCUCCGGAGCUCCCCCAUCCCUCCCGGGCCCUCCCGGUCUCCUCGAGCCCCUGCUCACUCCGUUCCCCCGGUGUCCCCCGGUGCCUCCCGGUGUCUCCCCGUGCGCGGUCCCCCUGUCCCGGUGCCCCUCAGAGCCCCUCGGUCCCCCAUCCCCCGGUGUCCCCCGUGCCCUCCCGGUCCGUCCCAGCCCCGGUUCCCCGAGCCCCCCCGGUGCCGGUCCCCGCUGACCGAAGGCGGCGCGGAAAGCGCCGAGCGCGGCGGGGUCCUGCGGCCGGUGCAGCAGCCGCACGAAGCGGUGCCAGCGCGUCAGCUCCCGCAGCUCGAACCCCAGCAGCCGCCGCGCCAGCCCGGGCCCGGUGCCGGUACCGGGGGCCUUGGGGGUCCCGGUGGGGCUCGGGGGGGGCUCCGCCGCCUCCCCCCGCUCCGGCCGCCGCCGCCGCGCCGCGCCUGCCGGGGGGGUCACAGGUCAGGGGUCACCGGUCGGGGGUCGUGGGGGUCCCGGGGGUCCCGCGCCCCCCGCCCCGCUCCGCACCCGCCGCCGCCGCCAUCGCCGCGACCCCGCCCCGCCCGCUGCACGUGACGGCCGCGGCCACCAAUCAGCUGCGAGGAGGGCGGGGCAAGAGAGCCACACCCCGUCAAGCCCCGCCCAUUCUCCCUCGUUAAGCCCCACCCCCGGGACCCCCGGGACCGGAACCGGGACCCGAACCAGGACCCCCGGGCCCGCUCCAAACUCCCCGGACCCGCCGGGACCCCCGCCCUGACCCCGCCCUGACCCCGCCGCGCCCCCGGCCCGCCCCGGGCCCGCCCCCGGCGCUGCCGCCGCUCCCGGAAGCCCCGGGCGGGCGGGGCGGGUCCGGGGCCGCCGCGGGAGCGGAGCCGAGAGGGGCCGGACGGACCAUGGCGGGGGUCCCGGGGGGUUCCCCCGUGGCAGAUGGCGCGGGGGGCUCGGGGCGCGUGCGGGCGCUGCAGCAGGAGGUGCAGGGGGUCACCACCAUCAUGAGCCAGAACCUGGAGAGGAUCCUGGCCCGGGGGGAGAACCUGGAGCAGCUGCACAGCAAGAGCCAGGACCUGGAAGCCACGUCGGAACACUUCCGCACCACGUCGCAGAAGAUGGCCCGGCGCUACUGGUGGAAGAACGUGAAGCUGCUCAUCAUCCUCGGCCUCGUGGGCGUCAUCAUCCUCAUCCUCAUCAUCCUCCUGGCCACUGGCACCAUCCCCACCUAGAGCCACCGUCCCCACAGGGACACGGCCACCCCAGGGGCCAAAUACAGACGGGGGGAGAGACA